This is a messenger RNA of Danio rerio (zebrafish), 2770 nucleotides long. Lineage: Eukaryota; Metazoa; Chordata; Actinopteri; Cypriniformes; Danionidae. The record is from RefSeq and is a predicted model, not a curated record.
CGUCGCUACUUGUGGUUUUCAGCCGGUCAUUAUUAUUGCUCAGGAUGCCUAGCGACAGCAGGAGAUCUGUAGAUGGAAAGCUGCAUGGCUCAGAUUGCGGAGGAUGCUGGAGAACAAGACGACAGAUGCGUCUCGAGUGCUGUGGGAAUAUAAACUAAGAGCAAGUUUAAAAGACUCGCUUUGGAGGAUUUCGCCAAGCGGGUUGCGGAUGGAGACUGUGCAUUAGUGGUCGUUAUGAUCUGGAGGCUGCUCACUCGUUUCCCCAUAGGCAGUGAUGACAAAUGCAAGAGGGAUGGAAGAAUUAUGAACUUGAAGGAGCGGAAGGAAUCGCAAAUCACCACCUGUUAGUUGAAUAAGCAGCUUCGGGACUCAGGCUGGGCCCUAGGGCCAAAACCCCACACUGGAGUAAAGUAAGGAGCAAGAAGAAAACAUCAGGCCUGAUCAAGCCUCCCCAGCCUCCUUCCUCAUGGCUUGACCUCUGUGCGUGCUGUGCUGAAGAUCUUUCCCUGGAGGGCUGUCUCCCUGACCUUAGCACAUGGAUUUCAAGACUUCAAAUGAAGAGACAAAGACUGGGAUUUAUCUGCUUCAGGAUGGUAGCGAGGAGCCUUUCAAUAUCCGUCUGCACCUGGCCAAAGAUAUUCUCACCAUUCAAGAGCAAGACGUCAUCUGUGUGUCCGGAGAGCCGUUCUACUCGAGUGAAAGAACAGUAACGAUCCGUCGGCAGACAAUCGGAGGGUUUGGUUUGAGCAUCAAGGGUGGCGCCGAACACAAGAUCCCUGUUGUGAUUUCUAAAAUAUCAAAAGAACAGAAGGCUGAACUUUCUGGACUUCUGUUCAUUGGAGAUGGAAUUCUCCAGAUAAACGGCAUUAACGUGAGGAGUUAUCGUCAUGAGGAAGUGGUUCAGGUUUUGCGUAAUGCCGGUGAAGAAGUGACUCUGACCGUGUCUUUUCUAAAAAGGACUCCAGCGUUUCUGAAACUGCCGCUGUGUGAAGACUGCUCGUGUAUUCCAAGUGACCAGAGCAGUGGGACAUCUUCUCCAUUGUGUGACAGCGGUUUACAUCUGAACUACCAUCCCAACAACACGGACACGUUGUCUUGCUCGUCCUGGCCGAUGUCUCCAGGCCUGCGCUGGGAGAAGCGAUGGGUGGAUCUGCGCCUUAUCCCGCUCUUACAUGCUCGCCUGUCCCAGUACGUCCCAGGUACUGACAUUUGCAGGCAAAACGCCUUUCAAGUCAUCGCGGUGGACGGAGUGUGCAGCGGGGUAAUUCAGUGUCCCGGUACUGACGAAUGCACCGAUUGGCUGCAAGCAAUAUCUGCUAACAUCUCCGCCCUCACCAAGCACAACGUGAAGAAGAUCAACAGAAAUUUCCCAGUAAACCAGCAGAUCAUCUAUAUGGGCUGGGUUGACGAGAAAGAGCAGGAUUCAGUUCAGGACCGAAUGUACACACCAAAGUUUCUUGCCUUGAGGGGUUCGUCUCUCUUCAAAUUCUCCGCACCUCCAGUCACCACAUGGGACUGGACUCGAGCUGAGAAGAGCUUCACUGUCUACGAGAUCAUGUUCAAGAUACUGAAGGACAGUGAGCUGCUGGACAAGCGUAAGCACUGCUUCAGUGUUCAGACAGACUCUGGAGAGGACAUCUUCUUCAGUGUGGAGCUGGAGUGUGAGCUGCUCCUCUGGGAGAAAGCCUUUCAGAUGGCCACCUUCUUCGAAGUAGAGCGAAUACAGUGUAAAACAUACGCUUGUAUUGUGGACAGUCAUCUCAUGGGACUCACCAUAGACUUCAGCAUGGGCUUCGUGUGCUUCGACGCCGCGUCAAAGGCAGUGCUGUGGAGAUAUAAGUUCUCUCAGCUUAAAGGAUCAUCAGAUGACGGCAAGAGUAAAAUCAAAUUCCUGUUCCAGAAUCAGGACACAAAACUCAUUGAAGCUAAGGAACUGGAGUUCUCCAAUCUCUUUGCAGUUCUCCAUUGCAUCCAUGCGUUUUUUGCCGCCAAAGUGGCUUGUUUGGAUCCCAUGUUCGUGAGCAGCCGAAACGCAGCCAUGGCUCCAGUUGUGUCCGCGACGUCCACUUUAGCAGCGCCGUCGCACAUCUCCAAAAUCAAAUACACGAGCUGACAGACUCCUCUCCUUCCAGACAUUCAAAAGGUAGGAUGAGAGGAACUAACCCUGACAAACGAUUGACAUUGUAACAAUGAAAACCUCGCUAUAUAUAUCCUCGGGAUGAGAAACAGACGAAAGCCAUUAAGCGAAUGAGCUUGGACUUUUGAAGAUGCUCCUGGAAGUCUUAGAAGGACUGACUCCUUCACCUUUGAUACUGAGAUAUAUCUGUCUGCAUUUAGAUGAUAUGAACACUUCUUUGUGCACACCUUUAGAGUAUUAUUUCAUCUGGUUAUUGACUGGAAUGAACCCUGAAACUGCCAUAAAUCCCACCAUGUUUUCAAGCCUCGCAGAUGUUUUCAAAGGUAAAAUGUUUAGUUAUACAAGUCAUCUAAAACAUAUCAGCCCAGGCGCAUUGUAAAUACAUGCUUCAGCCUAAAAUACAUUGCUUUGGGUACGUUUCGUUACAUGUUUCAGAGGAAAAAUCCACUAGAGGGCGCUGUUUACAUUUUUGCGAAAUUGAAAUGCUACUUAGAGAAUGUUGUUGUAUGUUUUAGAUACACGUCAUUCUUGUACACAUCCACGAGUAAGCAGGGUUUGUCGUUCAGUUCACUUAGCAAACCACUGACCUAAACCAUUGGUCACCAAACUUGUUCCUGGAGGGCCAGUGUCAGA